GAACGGAAGUUCCUGUGGAAGUUCCGCCUCCAGUUCUGCCGGCUCCAAUCUGAGCUGGGUGACCGGGUUGUGCACGCCCUUCGUAGCGUCACCCGGAAGCUGAUGGCUUGAGAGAGGAGCGCGAAGGCGCGAAUAUGAACCCUUUAACUAAGGUGAAGCUGAUCAACGAACUGAAUGAGCGAGAGGUCCAACUUGGGGUUGCGGAAAAGGUGUCUUGGCACUCGGAAUACAAGGACAGCGCCUGGAUCUUUCUUGGAGGGCUUCCUUAUGAACUGACAGAAGGAGACAUCAUCUGUGUGUUCUCACAAUAUGGGGAGAUUGUCAACAUUAAUCUUGUGAGAGACAAGAAGACUGGCAAGUCUAAAGGCUUCUGUUUCCUGUGCUAUGAAGAUCAGAGGAGUACAGUUCUGGCUGUUGACAAUUUCAAUGGAAUUAAGAUCAAAGGAAGAACUAUCCGUGUGGAUCAUGUGUCAAACUACCGGGCUCCUCAGGAAUCAGAAGAUGUGGAUGAAGUGACCAGAGAGCUCCAGGCGAAGGGCUGUGGGGCUAAUACACCUCCGUCAAGUUCUCCUGAGGAGUCUGAAGAUGAAGAUGUCAAGCACACAAAAAAGCACAAAAAAGACAAAAAGGAGAAAAAGAAAAAAAAGAAAGAAAAAGAGAAGACGGAGCACAAGGUUCAAGCAGAGCCGCCAUUCAGCUCUGUGUCCUCUGGAAGCAAGACAGUAAAGGAAAAGGAUGACCAUGGCCCAAAGAAGCACAGCAGCAAGACCUCAGAGAAAGCCCAGAAGUCAGAACCCAGAGAAGGGAGGAAGAACCACCCAGGCUCCCCUGAUAUCAGGAGUUCCUCCCAUGGUAGAGCAGAGGACCCCGAGUGGGAGCCAAAGACAGAGAAACCCAAGCAUGAGCAUAAGUCCUCGAGCAGGAGGGAGGGAGAAGAAAAGAGCAGAGAUAAGGAUAGAGGGAGGAGCUCAGGUACUCAUUCCAGCAGGCAUGGUGGGCAUUCUGAAGGGCGGAGUCAUAGAAGUAGGAGUAGGAGUCAUAGAAGUAGGAGUCGGGAUAAGUCCUAUAGGCAUAAAAAUCAUAGGCAGUCCCGGGAGCGGGAGUCCCACCACGUCAGUGAUCGUAGACAUUAUUGAAGUCUGUGCCAGCUGACUAGUUCUUUGAAAAUGCAUUUUGUUGCAUAAAUAUCAAAUUCUCUUUGUUUUUGUUAUUUCUAUAUAAAGUUUUGGGGCUGAAUUCUUUCAGUCCCUUACAUGACAGAGUUGUUUAUAAGGCUACUGUUUCAACAGCCAGAUAUCUUAGAUUUAAAAAAACAAACAUGAUCCACUGUCCAUGGGUAAAUAGUUGGUACUGACCAGAGUAUGUGCCUAAAAUUUGGUUCAUAGAUUUGGCCCUUAAACCUAUAGGCCUCUGAUUUGAGACUACUGGGAAAGGCAAACACAAGGCAUUGAUGGUUCUAGUCUUCAUGUUAGAUCUUUAGAGUUCAGCUACGUAGGACCUUACCAGAUGGCAGGUACAACUCUAGAAAGCUGUAGCUCAUGAGAUUUGGAGAGUGUAAUAUGGAUAUGAUGGGAUUUUUUCAAGACAGGGUUUCUCUGUGUAGCUUUGGAGCCUGUCCUGGCACUCGAUCUGUAGACCAGAUCCCUCUGCCUCUGCCUCCCAAGUGCUGGGAUUAAAGGCCUGCACUACCACAACCUAGCAUGAUAGGAUUUUUUUAAGACCAGCCAGUUCUCUCCCCUUUAAAUUUCUUUUCUGUUUUGUUUUGUUAUGCCAAAGAUGGAACCCAGGUCCUUGCACAUGCUAGAGAAGUGUUCGAUUACUCAGCUAUAUCCCAGUCCCCCCCCCUUUUUUUUGGUCCUUGAUGGUUACAUACAUCUCUAUGUAUUUUUCUUUGUACUUAUUUAUUUGUAUUGAGAUGAGAUUCGUAUAAAAUAAAAUAAAUUGUUAUAAGCAA
This is a messenger RNA of Mesocricetus auratus (golden hamster), 1954 nucleotides long. It is a transcript of the gene Rbmx2, whose product is annotated as RNA binding motif protein X-linked 2. The transcript is spliced from 6 exons. Bases 135 to 1136 code for a protein of 333 amino acids. Gene Ontology annotation, cellular component: precatalytic spliceosome; U2 snRNP; catalytic step 2 spliceosome. Gene Ontology annotation, molecular function: RNA binding. The record is from RefSeq and is a predicted model, not a curated record. Gene Ontology annotation, biological process: mRNA splicing, via spliceosome. NCBI's taxonomy places the organism in Eukaryota, Metazoa, Chordata, Mammalia, Rodentia, Cricetidae.